AUGAGGGCCGCCGACUGGUGCCUGAGCUCGGCGGGGGCUGCCCUCGUCCUGGCUACCUCCAGCGACGAGCAGCACCCCGCCGAGAACAUGGCGGACGGAAGUUCAGAAACGUUUUGGACGACGACAGGCAUGUUCCCCCAGGAAUUCAUUAUCGGUUUUCCUAAAUGUGUAAAAAUCAGCAAAGUCACGAUCCAGUGUUACUUGGUGCGGACCUUAAGGAUUGAAAGAAGCAUAGCUGAAGACCCAGUAGGUUUUGAACAGUGCAUUGAAAAAGACUUGCAACACACUGAAGGACAGCUUCAAAUAGAAGAAUUUCCACUUCCUGAUUUCCAAGCCACUUACUUGCGUUUUAUCAUCAAAUCUGCCUUUGAUCAUUUUGUAUCAGUGCACCGAGUAAUGGCAGAGGGCACAGCAGAAAACACGUUAAGUCCAGCUUAAAUUUGUACCUCAGUUUUUCUUACAAAGAAUUUAUAUUUUGAUAUUUGUAGUGCAGAGAAUAUUUAUUGUUAAAACCUUGUAUUAAAGUGUGUUUUGAAGGUA
Messenger RNA from Gavia stellata (red-throated loon), 540 nucleotides. RefSeq names its product intraflagellar transport 25 (gene IFT25). NCBI's taxonomy places the organism in Eukaryota, Metazoa, Chordata, Aves, Gaviiformes, Gaviidae. The transcript has 5 exons. The coding region runs from base 1 to 438 and encodes 145 amino acids. The record is from RefSeq and is a predicted model, not a curated record. Gene Ontology annotation, cellular component: cilium; intraciliary transport particle B; centrosome. Gene Ontology annotation, biological process: intraciliary transport.